CCUAUCAAGUGUGCCAACCGACUUCCUCUACAGCAGAACAUCCAACCCCACGAUGAAGCUUUAUUUGGCGGUAGUUUGCAUGCUAGGCUUCUUGAGCGAAGGAGUCUUCACGAUGUACGCUUCCCUAUCUAUCGGAUCGGAAGGACUAGAUGUAAUGGCCGCAAGUCUGAAAAGCAUUGGACCCAUCAUGACUGCACACUACAGAAACCUUAACAACGCCCGCAACAAAAUUAUGCCAAAAGUCGACGGCCUCACGGAGUACGUCAACACCACCUACACAGUGUUGAACGCAACCUACGGUGAAACGCAACCCAACAUGUUCGGCGUGAUAAACAACGUUGAUAUGUUCACAAGGCAAUUCUAUUACGCCGAACAGAUGGUGAUCACAGCCAUUGGUAACGACCUGUCCCGUUUGAACAGCGAACUCCAACAAACCAUGGACCAGAUCAUGCAAAGCUACAGCUCUCUGCUCAACUCGUUAUGGUAUCAAGCAAAUGCAGAAUCUUGUACAUUGCAAUACACCAGUGUUACCACCAAUCUGCCCAACCAGUUGACAAAGUUCGGAGCGUGUCUGCAGACGGAGGUGGAUACCAUCCCAACGGUUGUCCCUACUGUGCUGGAAAUGUUCACUCUGAUAAAGAAUGACUUUAUUUCCCUGAUCAAACAGCUGAAGAUUUGCGCUACUACGUCUACCAACUGCAUCAAUGAGUAUUUCAAUGACGCCCAUUCGGAGCUCAUGAGGAUCAACAUGGAACUGUCGCUGGUCUCCGAUUUUCUGCAUUUCUACCAGUACGAAGCUUUCAUGGAUCGCAAUCAGUUUUGCGGAGAGCUGAUCAAGUACAACGUCCAGGAUAUCACGGCAAACAUCAUGAGAGAGUUCGGGCAAUGCGUGUAUCCAUGGUAAGCUCUACAA
This is a messenger RNA of Aedes albopictus (Asian tiger mosquito), 913 nucleotides long. RefSeq lists its product as uncharacterized. The record is from RefSeq and is a predicted model, not a curated record. Lineage: Eukaryota; Metazoa; Arthropoda; Insecta; Diptera; Culicidae. The transcript has 2 exons. The coding region runs from base 53 to 904 and encodes 283 amino acids.